UCCGCUUGCGCAACGAUGUGGGGGCGGAGCUGCCACAUCCGGGCGUCUGGCGGCCUGGGGCUGUUUUGUUUUCCUGGCUGAGCAGGAAGGAAGGGUGGCCGUCCCGCGUCUGGCGACAGCAGGCUCCCGACCUUACUGCCAGGGCCGGGCUGGAGUGACCUCCCUCCCCCCCCCAAAAAAAAUGUCUGGAUUCCUAGAAGGUAUGAGGUGCUCCGAAUGCAUUGAUUGGGGGGAAAAGCGAAAUACCAUUGCCUCCAUUGCUGCUGGUGUUUUGUUUUUCACAGGCUGGUGGAUUAUCAUAGACGCAGCUGUUAUUUACCCCACCACGGAGGACUUCAACCACUCCUACCAUGCCUGUGGUGUUAUAGCAACCAUAGCCUUCCUAAUGAUUAAUGCAGUAUCGAAUGGACAGGUCCGGGGCGACAGUUACAGUGAAGGCUGCCUGGGACAAACAGGUGCUCGCAUUUGGCUGUUUAUUGGUUUCAUGUUGGCCUUUGGAUCUCUGAUCGCAUCAAUGUGGAUUCUCUUUGGAGGUUAUGUUGCUAAGGAAAAAGCCAUAGUAUAUCCUGGAAUUGCUGUAUUUUUCCAGAAUGCCUUCAUCUUUUUUGGGGGCCUGGUUUUCAAGUUUGGCCGCACUGAAGACUUGUGGCAAUGAAGAGUCAAGUUUGGGCAGCACAGCCACCCUGCAUGGGUUUUUUUUGUUUUUUUUUUUAAGGCUCCCCCGUCUUUUGUAAUGCCGUUUUCUACACUUCUGAGUGUAGUCUCAGCUUCAAGUUGUUUAAUGCUAAAAUCAUGAGACCUCCCUAACGAAACAUCUGCACAGCACACAGUGAGUUGUGCACUUGGCCAUCUUUGGCAGCGUUCAAGGAACUGUUCCCAUGAGUACCUGUCACAUGAGUAUCAUGACAUAAAGAGAAGUAAAUUAUGCAGACAUGGUGGAGUCAUCUGUAUGAGUAUUUGAUUGGAAGUCCGGCAUGUUUGUUAAAACAUGGCCUCUCCUGUGUCAGACGUUCAUGAUGUCUAGACAUCUUGUUAUUAAAAUCUUGUGUGGUCACA
Molecule: messenger RNA, 1056 nt
Organism: Jaculus jaculus (lesser Egyptian jerboa)
Lineage: Eukaryota; Metazoa; Chordata; Mammalia; Rodentia; Dipodidae
Gene: Tmem50a
Product: transmembrane protein 50A
Exons: 7
Coding region: 182-655 (157 amino acids)
Biological process (GO): late endosome to vacuole transport via multivesicular body sorting pathway; protein targeting to vacuole
Source: RefSeq, a predicted model, not a curated record